AUGGCAAUGCAUUCUUUAUCCUCUGUUUGUAGCUGCAGGUUAAGAGUGGCUACAGUGCUUGCCUUGUGUAUUCUUGUGCUCUUGAAUGCAAGCUCUUCUGCUGCUACCCGCUCAUUGGUGAACAGAACUAGAGCAAUCUCCAUGUCCAAUGACCAAGUUAGGAGAUACUUGAUCGAAAAUGGACUCGGCCAAACACCCCCCAUGGGAUGGAAUAGUUGGAACCACUUUGGCUGUGAUAUUAAUGAAAGUCUAAUUCGGCAAACAGCUGAUGCUAUGGUGUCAACGGGCCUUGCGGCUUUGGGAUACAAAUAUAUUAAUUUAGAUGACUGUUGGGCUGAACUUAAUCGAGACCAUAAGGGAAAUAUGGUUCCCAAGGCUUCAACAUUUCCUUCAGGAAUUAAGGCUCUAGCUCAUUAUGUUCACCAGAAAGGUUUAAAGUUAGGGAUCUAUUCAGAUGCAGGAAAUCUAACAUGCAGUAAACGUAUGCCUGGAUCACUGGGACAUGAAGAACAAGAUGCAAAAACAUUUGCUUCCUGGGGAGUUGACUAUUUGAAGUAUGAUAAUUGUGAAAAUAAUGGUAUAAGCGUCAGAAAAAGGUAUCCACCAAUGAGUGAAGCUUUAUUAAAAACUGGAAGGCCAAUCUUCUUCUCUAUGUGUGAAUGGGGAUGGGAAGACCCAGCAACUUGGGCCAAAAGUGUGGGAAAUAGUUGGAGAACAACAGGGGAUAUUGAGGAUAAGUGGACUAGUAUGACUUCCAUAGCAGAUGAAAAUGACAAAUGGGCAUCUUAUGCUGGACCUGGAGGAUGGAAUGAUCCUGACAUGCUUGAAGUGGGAAAUGGAGGCAUGAACACAGAAGAAUAUCGUGCCCAUUUCAGCAUAUGGGCAUUGGCUAAGGCUCCUUUAUUGGUUGGUUGUGAUAUUCGAGCAAUGGAUAACACUACAUAUAAACUUAUAAGCAACCCGGAAGUCAUUGCGGUAAACCAAGACAAACUUGGAGUUCAAGGAAAGAAGGUGAAAAGCAAUAAUGAUUUGGAGGUGUGGGCAGGUCCUCUAAAAGGUAACAAGGUAGCAGUGGUCUUAUGGAAUAGAAGUUCAUCAAAUGCAACAGUUACUGCAUCCUGGUCUGACAUUGGCCUGAAACCAGGAACUAUAGUUGAUGCAAGAGAUUUAUGGAAGCACUCAACACAAUCAUUGGUUUCGGGAGAAAUCUCUGCUGAAUUAGGUUCACAUGCUUGUAAGAUGUAUGUCCUGACUCCCAAAAGCUCUUAA
Messenger RNA from Gastrolobium bilobum, 1269 nucleotides. RefSeq names its product alpha-galactosidase-like. Gene Ontology annotation, molecular function: hydrolase activity, hydrolyzing O-glycosyl compounds. The record is from RefSeq and is a predicted model, not a curated record. NCBI's taxonomy places the organism in Eukaryota, Viridiplantae, Streptophyta, Magnoliopsida, Fabales, Fabaceae. The coding region runs from base 1 to 1269 and encodes 422 amino acids. The transcript has 15 exons. Gene Ontology annotation, biological process: carbohydrate metabolic process.